AUGGGUCGUGCUUCGCGCCCCGAGAGUUCUAGGGCCAGGGAGGCCGCCGCUGCUCAGAAUAGGCGUGAGGAGCGGUUGGCAAGUAACAGCGCUGCCAGUGGCUCCGCUGAUGGGGGAGAUGCGACAGGGGAGGAUACCGAAUCGGCAUGGGUUCUUCCGGAUGGGAUUCCUGUUGACGAGGCGGGAGGGCGGAUGACCGCUUCAAUUCUUCGCCCGGGGUUUGCCGCUGUGCAUGAGGCAAUAUUCCGCCAGGGAGUGACACUACCGCUCGUGCCCAGUCUUCAGAUCUUGGUGUACGAGUUCGGCCUAGCCUUUGGGCAAGUCUGCCCCAACAUGUGGCGAUUGAUGUUGGCGAUGACUUCGCUGUGGCGGUUGUCCGGCUGUGAGGGACCAACCGUGGCGGAGGUGCUGCAUUUCUAUGAGCUGACGUAUGUGAAGCGUCAGGGCUGCGGAGGUCAAGUGAACCUAAGUCGCCGCCAGGGAGCCCCCAAGUUGAUAGAGAACCUGAGGGAUUCUAUGUCGUAUUGGCGGGACACCUUUUGCGUUGCCACGACGGGGUGGGAAUAUCAGGCGGAAUCCAAUGACAAGGAACCGGCGUUUAGGAUUAAGUCAGAGUUCCAACCUAUCCGAGUGGGCUUGCGCUACAACCUGACUCGUGAAGAAGAGUGUCGUGUGGCGCGCAUCCAAGGUUGCUGGCGGAAUCGCAAUUUGUUGGACUUUCGCCUACUUACCGGUUUGGAGCUGUUGGUCGAUCAACGAUUGACUCGCGCCGUUGAGACGCCGCCAGGGGAUGCGGCUCAAAGGACAGUAAUAGAUCCGGUGACGCUGGCGGUGAGCCCAUCCGAGGUUCCGGUGGUGCUGCCAAUGCCGCUGCACUCCCACCUUGGCGCCGACGGCCUACCCGCUGUUCAGACGGGUGCCAAUGUGGGGGGUGGAAAGAAGGGGUCUGGCGCCGCGCCGCAGACAGAGAGAGUGCCCAACGUGCGACGUGGGCCACAGAAGGUGGUGCGGCCGGCGGGGGCUGCCGCUACGGUGGGUCAACAGCAACGGGGGCCAAGGCCUGCGGCCGUGGCCGCUGCAGAAGAGGCGCCUGCGAGUGACCUGGACUCGUUUGCCGCCUAUGCCGAGUUCAUGACUGACACUGAACGGGGAUUUCUCUACCACCUCUGCGAGAUACUGGGGUUUGGUGGUCUGGCGGGGAUUUCCCGCCCAACGGCGAUUGACGGGUCACCCUUCAGUUCAGCUUUUGGUCACCUUUCGGUUGGGCUGCAUGAGAUGUUCAUGGCGGCGCAGAAGCAGCCGGGGGUUGAGCGGCAGCUCAGGGACGAGAUCAGCGGUCUCGAGAGGGAGCUGGGGGACGCCAAGGACAGGCUGGCGGAUGUGGAGCGGCGCCUGACGAAGGCGGAUUGCGACGCCGCGGAUGCUCGCGGCAAGUUGGAAGUGGCAAUCCGGCGGGACGUGGAACGGAACGACCACAUCUCCAGGAUGGAACAAGACAUGUCUCUGCUGCAGGAGCGGGUGGCCGCUAAGGAGAAAAAGAUUGAUAUCCUGCAGCGGGAGUCUGCCGCCAAGCAAGCAGAGGUGACGAAACUGGAGGCUGAGGUAGCUCGCCUGCGGGACGAAGGGACCCGUGCCGCUGCCGCCGCUGUGGAGAAAUUCAAACAGUCGGCGGAGUACAAAAAGGCGAUGACUGAAUCGGCGAAGGCCGGCGCUCUAGCCAACGUGGAGAUGCUGAAGCAGAGGGGCGCCAUUGACUUUGCUAAGGCGUCCCAGCCACCUGUUCUGCCAGUCCAAAAUGCUCCGCCGGUGCAAGCUGCGGUGACGAAACUGGAGGCUGAGGUAGCUCGCCUGCGGGACGAAGGGACCCGUGCCGCUGCCGCCGCUGUGGAGAAAUUCAAACAGUCGGCGGAGUACAAAAAGGCGAUGACUGAAUCGGCGAAGGCCGGCGCUCUAGCCAACGUGGAGAUGCUGAAGCAGAGGGGCGCCAUUGACUUUGCUAAGGCGUCCCAGCCACCUGUUCUGCCAGUCCAAAAUGCUCCGCCGGUGCAAGCUGCGGUUCCUGUCCAGCCUGAAGGUGUUCACUCGGGAAGUGGGGAAAGUGGUGCACAGCCAGCGGAUGGUUCUCAGCAGACUCCUCUGCCUACCCAGUCGGAGGUGUCCCGUGCCGGUUUUCUGGCGGCACACACUCGGCCGGAUGGCACCAUAGAGACUCCAAGUCCUACCGCCAGAGGGUCUGACCAGACAAGCCGCGCACAACCACAGCCGCCUGCGGAAGGUGGAGAUGUUGAAGCCAACCCGAAGAGCUGA
Molecule: messenger RNA, 2307 nt
Organism: Rosa chinensis
Lineage: Eukaryota; Viridiplantae; Streptophyta; Magnoliopsida; Rosales; Rosaceae
Exons: 7
Coding region: 1-2307 (768 amino acids)
Source: RefSeq, a predicted model, not a curated record